GAGAAUCUUUCGGUUGGAUGCACGAGAUUACGGACGGCGAUGUUGAGGAGCUGGUAUGAACCCAAGAAUGGAUGAGCUUGUUCAUGAUCUGGUAGAGAAAGCUUAACGGAGCAAGGAUGAAAUGAUCGAUCAUGAUGUUUCCCAGCACCAGUACCCUCGCGGCCUCGCCUUGGCAGGUGGCUAGUGCUUUUGCAUUCUCUCUUGGACUCGUAUAUGGAAACAUUAAGAAUGCUCAGGGUCUUCAAGUGUUUAGGAUUGUGGAACAACCUGACAGCAAUGAGAAAAGUCUGGAUCAAAAGACCCAAGUCAAGUUCCAAAUUAUGAGUCUGAAGGUCAAAGCUGAAACGGACUAUGCUCCUGAGCUGUUUGAUGAGCAAAAGGAUCAAAGUAGCAGUUGAGCGAAUUUGCAGUUGAGCGAAUUUUGCGGGUUGUAUUUUUAGAUGCAGAGCACCCUACUCCUGUAAGUUGAAAUCUGACUUGUUUAAUAGUGCUUGUGUUUUCUUUUUAUUGAGAAUAUUCUAAUGAUGAUAGUGUUGUUUCAGGCUCAUGUUGGAGAAGGCCUUGUAAUU
Molecule: messenger RNA, 569 nt
Organism: Rosa chinensis
Lineage: Eukaryota; Viridiplantae; Streptophyta; Magnoliopsida; Rosales; Rosaceae
Product: vesicle-associated protein 4-2-like
Exons: 5
Coding region: 132-398 (88 amino acids)
Source: RefSeq, a predicted model, not a curated record